GUAAAUCCAAUUAUCUACUGCUUUAUGAGCGAAAACUUCAGAACAGAUCUCAAGAUAUUGGUCUCAAAGUGUUGCCCAAUGAUGAGAGGCGGCCAACGGAGGGGCACAACCAUCAGGAGUAGUGAUUCCCUACACUCGUACCGGACAUCGGUGUACGCCAUGAGCACCAAGAAUACAAACUCCGGACACAGUCUCAUAAACAUGAACUCAAUCCGCGGUCACAUCCGAAACAGUGACACCAAAAAACUCAACGGAAACUCAAAGGCAAAAAUAAUGACACGAGUGUCGCGUAUCGACUGAUGAUUGUAUGAAUACCCAAGAUAUGCCGUGAAUGACAACCAC
Messenger RNA from Medioppia subpectinata, 342 nucleotides. Lineage: Eukaryota; Metazoa; Arthropoda; Arachnida; Sarcoptiformes; Oppiidae. The record is from the annotation of a GenBank genome assembly.